This is a messenger RNA of Selaginella moellendorffii, 1233 nucleotides long. RefSeq lists its product as uncharacterized. Gene Ontology annotation, cellular component: mitochondrion. The coding region runs from base 61 to 1173 and encodes 370 amino acids. Lineage: Eukaryota; Viridiplantae; Streptophyta; Lycopodiopsida; Selaginellales; Selaginellaceae. Gene Ontology annotation, biological process: glycerophospholipid biosynthetic process. The transcript has 11 exons. The record is from RefSeq and is a predicted model, not a curated record.
ACAAACAUAUGCCAAGAAUUUUGAUUAGGGUUUAUCGAAGAGCAAGGGCGGGAGGGAGUGAUGGCGCUCGCUCGUCGCGUCUCUAGAAAGGCUUGUGCCACGCUCCUCCUGUCGAUUCGAAGGCAUAGUACUUUCGGCAUUGCCUUUGACAUUGAUGGCGUCCUUGUUCGCGCAAACAAGCCGCUGUGUGGGUCAUCGCAGGCCCUUGCUCGUCUCUAUCAAGAGCCCUCUUCAAAAAGCACGUAUGUUGCUCUUUCUUCUUCUCUUAUUGAUUUUUUUUCCCUUUGCUGUGCCUUGCAGCCACGCUUCGUGUCCCUUUUAUACUUUUCACAAACGGUCGGUGGCGGGUACACGGAAGAGAAGAAAUCCUUGGAGCUGAGCGAAUUGCUGAAGAUCAAGUUGUCAAGUGAUCAGGUGUUCUUGAGCCACACUUCCUUCAAGGAACUUGCAAGCUGCUACCGGGACAAGAGGACGCUGGCUGUUGGCAAGGGCGAGCCGGCUCAAGUGCUGCGGCACUACGGGUUCAUGAACGUGGUUGCGAUGGACGAUUACGUUUGUGAGUUUGAAAGCAUUGAUCCAUUGGAACAGUACAAGCCGUGGUCGAGAGCUGGCUCGGCAACAUUGGCAGGGAGGGAAUCGCAGGACGUUCAAGCUGUUUUUAUCGUAAGCGACCCUGUUGAUUGGGGCCGUGAUAUACAGGUGGUUUCUGAUGUUCUAAAUGGUGGAGGCAAUCCUUUAAAAGUUGGUGGAAAGGCUCCGCCUUUAUAUUUUGCGGCGGAUGAUCUUAUCUAUCAGUCAGCAUUUCCCGUCGUGAGAUAUGGGAUGGGAGCAUUUCGAAUCGCGCUGGAAAGCGUUUAUACCAGAUUAACCGGCAUGCCAAUGGUGUACACGUCUUUCGGGAAACCAAAACCAGCGACGUACAAACUCGUUAGAAAAGAAUUGGAGAAACUUGCUGGCUCUGUGGAUCCAUUGCAAACGAUCUACAUGGUUGGUGACAACCCGGCGACUGACAUCCGCGGUGCAAAGGAGGCAGGAAAGCCAUGGUUUUCAAUCCUCGUGAGGACUGGAUGCUUCAGGGGAAUCAACAACGACGAAGAGUUUCCAGCCGAUGAGGUCGUCGAUAACAUCGUCGAGGCAGUAGAUUUUAUAUUGAAAAGAGAGGGACUAGAUUGAGACAUCAACGUCGGUGUAGCUUGUAAGGACGUCUGGAAUUUUUAAUCUUUUUUUCCUUCU